Messenger RNA from Frieseomelitta varia, 8077 nucleotides. RefSeq lists its product as uncharacterized. The coding region runs from base 397 to 7215 and encodes 2272 amino acids. Lineage: Eukaryota; Metazoa; Arthropoda; Insecta; Hymenoptera; Apidae. The record is from RefSeq and is a predicted model, not a curated record. The transcript has 10 exons.
UGAGCCCCUUCAAACUGUCCGCGAUCCUAAGCCCGUGAACGAGACACGAUUUAACGAGAUCUUGAGAAAUCUUGUACUCGAUACUCGAUGUGCAGACGCAGUUGAAAUUUGAAUCGUCGCUGAACUUCGAAGAAGGAAGAACUCUCAAUCGGGAUUGAGGAAGAGAGGAAAAAGAAAGAAACGAAGAAAAGAAAAACAGAAGAGUGGUGAAGGAGAGGAAGGGAUAUGAGGGACAUGGCUCGAUCGUGGUGCGUUGUGAGAGAGUGCAACCGAGACGAACAGUAACGAACGAAACGUAGUCGAGUUUAGCGCGAGCUUUUUGUUCCGAGGCGGAAGUCCUCGAGUCCUGUAUCUGUCUUGGCCGUAGAUCGCUGGGGCCUACCACCAUCCUGCACCAUGAUCGUGCGGAGGUGUCUGACAUUAACAGUAGCAAUCUGUUUGAUACUGUCAGUGAAAUUCGACGCGGCAGAAGCUGAGAGAUGGUCGCGACAGGUAUCGAACAGCGAGUGGAUACCGUUGGCGAAUCCGAGGGCGUCGCAAGCCCAAGUCGAGCAAAAUAACCCGGCUGCGGGCCUCCUGGCAGCCGGAAACGCGCAACUGCCUCAACUUCCGCAACUCUCUUUACCACCGGCCCUACAGCAACAAUACCAAGAGCAAUUGCUGCAGCUGCAAAAGACCCAGGAAAAUAUACAGAAGUUGUUGUUGUUACAACAGCAGCUUAGAGCGCAGCAGCAGCUUCUUCAGAGGUCUUUAUUUCCCCAGUCGCAGACGUUCCUGCCCAGCGGAUUUAGCAACGCAGACGAGGACAAACAACUGCACGAUGUCGGAUUAGGAGGCUCGCAGAUGGCCGAUGUUUCGUCGGAGGAUCUGGUGCCGCCUCUCCCCGCUUCGGAAGCGUUGCCGCCGGUUUUCCCGGCGCAGAACUUCCUCGGCCAACGGUCCAGGCAUCAUCCGCCGACGAAACAGGACGCGAGCCUACCUCAGGAGGUUUCGUUCGUCAGCUUAUCCGGCCAGGAUUUCAAGAACGGCCAGCUGUUGCAACCGGGAGAGCAGAACGUUGGGAACGUCGGGCAGAUCGAAGAGAAUCAAAGGCAAGGCGCGAAGCAGAUAAAGGAACCAGGUCAGGCUCCUUUGGUGCCUCAAGGUGAAAGUGGACAAAACGAAGAGGAGGAGGUCCAAUUAGUUUACGUGCCGGCGGAGACCUUGGCGCAACGAGGUCAACCGAAAAGAGGCCGCGGAAGAAAGCAGUAUCCCCUCCGUCAGCAGCAGCAGCAGCAACCUCAACAACCGCAGCAACACCACGACAGCCGAGGUAUCGACGAUCAGGAUGCCCUUGCCCGUCAGAUACUGCAGCAAAUUCAGCUGGAACGCGAGGAGAAGGCUCAGUUCCUCAAAGAGGAGCGAAUGAAGGAAAUCGUCCGGUUGAACGAGGAGCAAAAGUCAUUGGAAAGGAAAGCACGCCUCCAGCAAGAAGCGUUGCAAAGGGAGCAAGAGCUGCAGAGGCAGCGCGAGAUUGAGAAGAAGAAAAAAGAGUUGGAGAAGUUGGAGGAAUUGGCGAAGCAACGGGAACUUGAGAGGAUACGGGAGGCCAGGGAGAAGCAACGAGUGGAAGAACUGGAAAGGCGAAGAUUAGCGGAGAUCCGUGCGAAAGAGGAGAAACGUCGGGCGGAGGAAGCAGCAGGGCAGAGGGAGAUCGAGAGGCUGGCUGCUCUGGAGAAACAGAAGGAACUGGAGUUCCUGAGGGAGCGUGAAAAACAACGGGAAAACGAGGCGAGAUUGGCCGGGCCGGAACGUACUGAGAACCAAGACGUUCAAGCGCAAGCUCUUCCUUUCAGGGAUCAGUUUCAUCGCCAGCAUCCGUCGGAUACGCCGAAACAAAGUAAAAGUAAAGUCAGGGGUAGACAGCGACAGAGGGUCCAUUAUCAGGAUCAACAAAAUUACAGGGAAACGACGACGCCGUCUCCCAACCAGCCCCCUCUGGCAGUGUACAUGGGAAGUUCCAGUACGAAGACAUCUAACGUUAAAGUAGCUGACGUCUUAAGGAUACUAAAGGACGCUAAAACCAUAGCUGUUCUGGACACAGUCGGGCCGGACACUCCGCAAGUGUUCGUGGGUCCGACCAGUUUAGACCCGCCGACGGGUUACGCCAAGUUCGAUCUCCCGUAUUUGUCGUCCAUCGAUCACAAUCGCGUGGAGAGGAAGGUCGACAAACUGCCAUUUUUCGUCGCGCCACUUAGCUUCGAUCCACCUCCAGGAUAUUCCAAGAUACCUUUCCCAGCGCCGCACAUAGGAUCGGUGGUAGUGAACACAUUGGACAACGCUGAUCCGAAAGGAAGCGACGACCACAACCCUAGCCCAACACCUUUGAUAGAACCUAACUCUUAUCUGGACGGUUUGGACAGCGUAUCUGAAUCUACCACCCCUUCGUACGAGCCUCAAACAACUAUCAACUACUCUCCAGAGUCGUCAAGCACGCCCAGAUACGAGCAAACGUAUGCACCAACGUCGUCUGCCGGAUACUCUGGCUCCAGGUUCAGGUUCAGGCAGUUUUACGGCGACGGUAAGCCAGCCUCUGUCGUUACUUCCUAUUACGACGAUCAGAGGUCCACCACGAGAAAGCAGAAGUACUACGACGAAAGUUCAUCGCGGACGACCGAGGCACCUGUACAAAGUCCAAAAGUGGAAACUUCAGUGAGCCGAGCUGAAGAUAUUUCGUAUUCCACGACGCCUAGCUUCAGAGAAGAAACAAUCGGCCAGCAGGAGGAGUCGGGUCAGCUGGCGUUAAUUAAUCAACAGUUGGCUCAGCAGAGGGUGAAGCAACGCUACAACAACGGAGGGCAAUAUAGUCAACAGAAUCCCCAGGCUUCCGCCGGUCUCGUCGGUAGUUUCGACGGUGAAAUCACUGCUGGCGACGUUAACGACGUUAGAGCUCCCGUUGGACCCACGCAAUAUAGCUUGCCGGCUGAACUACCAGCGAUAUCUCCGCACCUUCCCGGUCUGGUGAAUUCUCUAUUGGAUAAGAAUGAGGUGAAACUCCACCCUGCUGCGACGACAACUACCAGCACAACUACUACUACCACAACCACUACUACGACACAGCGUACUCCUACGACAACGUACAGGCCACGAAGUAGACAAAGAAGCAGACUGGUACCCACGAGGCCAAGGACAACAACCGAAGCGCCGUCGACUAAAUCGAACGUGGACAAAAAUCGAAGGCCGUACAACAGAUCCAGAUCGAGGUUCACGACCACUACAGAGGAGUAUCGCGAAUCUGCUUACGAGCCAACUAAAUCCAAAAUUCCGGAAACUACGUUGAGGUAUAAUUCCGAGCACAGACGGCCGACCAGCAGAACGAACAAGUACAGAAAUCGGGAUAAAACCAGUCAACAGUCCGAGGUCGUAGGACAUGCUCAAAACCUACAGGCACAGCAGCCUGGAUACGACGCUGGACCCUCUAUCAGCGAUUCGAACUCCCCUAUCACCGACUCAGGCUCGAGUGUUCUUCAUCAGUUGGAUUCGUCGUCAAGUUUGAACGACCACGCUCCUGAGAAUUAUCCGCCCACCACCGUUAGCGCCACGGAGAACUACCCGUCGUUUCACGAUGUCACUGUGAAUCACGCUACCGCGUUGAUUUCUGACGAUUACUCGAGAAGUCAGAACUAUCCGCAGAACGUUCAGGAUCCGCGUUACCGGCCUGGCUACGACGAAUCCACGUUGGAACGGACUGACAUUGAAAAGAAUCCAGUGAAUGGAUUUAAUUAUCAAGCUCAGAGUGGCGAGUCGCUGGAUCAAGAGGUCGUUCAGAGGCCGAAGAGCUACCAGUUAGACGGGAAAGCAGAGAACAGCGACUUCGAAUUGGCCACAACUGUCGAUCCGAGGCUGAGAACGCCGGAAGAGCAACGUUAUUCACAAAUUUACGAGGUGAACGUCCCACAAAAUCAGCCGGAGUACAGCCUGACCGGGCAGGAUAAUCUGCAUCGCGUGGAGAGCGAUAAGAUUCAGGCUGGUGUCGACGAGGAUAAUCCCAACGAGCGGCCAAUAUUUAUCCCGUUACCGGAGAAUAAGCAGGAAGAUUAUGAGCUGCCUGUUUCACCCACCGAGAUUCCGUUGUCAGAUAUAACAACAGAAGCAAUUACAACAAGCACAACGCCCGUGGUGAUUCGGCAACGCGUUCGAGGACGCGUUGGUACCCGCUUGCACCAUGAACCCUCGGUUCAGACUCGGAACAAAGGUUCGCAGGACGAGUACGUUCGUUUCAACGUGGUGAAUCAAGAUUCCACUCGAAUCGUGCCGAGCAGACAGAGAGCCAGAACCAGGCCUCGCACCCAGAAUCUCUCGCACGGAUCUCAAGUCCAGACUGAUGGCAACGAAUAUAUCAAGAUUCACGCGGUACAGCAGCAAAGGCAAAUCGUCGCUGCCACGAAACCACCCGCACCAUCUACAACGACCACUACCGUGCGUCCGACGGAGGAGGACAUUGAUUACGGAUUUAUAAGGCCGCCGAACUUCCGACCAGCACAUCCGGUGGAUAACAGAUUCCAGACACCUGUUACGUACCGGCCCCAGCUUUCGGAGGUGCCGCAGCAGUCUCUGCUAGCAAACGACGAGACCGCAGUGGAAUCGAAUCCUCCGCAGGCACACCUGCCGAAGAACCGUCAGAAGUAUCAGCCGGCGCCCAAUCGUCGCUUACCACUGAAACCUACCACUUUACCACCGCUUACAACCACGCCGGAAAUCGUCACGACUACCGAAAGAAUACCUGUUGCCACGGUGCUGCCAGAGGACAUGACGUACACUGGCAGGCCAAAGUCUAGACCAGACGAGACGAAACAAACUAGAAUAAGGGGUAGAAUACGACGACCCGGUAGAAAACGCGUAACUACCACCAGUACGACCGAGUCCGUGCUGGAGGCGCAUAACGAGCUACCAUUGGACGAAAAUUAUCCGCUUAUACGGCCACAAUCCGUGACCGCAGAGCAACAACAGAGUCCGUACGACGACAAUUACGAUAACGCCGGGGGAUUCCUCGAUGGAGCACGUAAUCCAACAUCCGAACAUCAAUUCUACGAUGCCUCUAGCGAGAACUAUCCACCCGAGUUCAUCCUAAACUUUGGUAACUAUCCGGCGCAGCCAGUUCAACGCGAGGAAUACGAUCAGACUCAACUAGCCAGCAGUUCGGCGAAGAAGUACAGCCAGGCUUCAAGAACGAGGCCUUCGGAAGAUGACCGCCAGACGACGGCGGACAUCUACGGGUCUGAAAGUCAAUGGUCCACGAAACUGACGAGAACUUCGUUCCAGCCGAGUUUCGCAGUAAAUCAAGUCCCGGAGGAGGCUCCCAAGAGCAAUCAGCGGUUCCAUGAAUCUUUAAAAAACGCCAACCCGCCAGAAAUAAUCACAGCAGCGCCGGAGGUUUCGUCUGUAACGCUGGUAGUGUCUUCAGACGAUAGGAACACGCAGAGGGAAGAGAAUGAAACGAUGUUAAUGGGCACCACGAUAUUUGGUAGGAAAACUGUCGUACAGGAUCACACUGAGAAGUUGAAUACAAGUGAAACAAGUACCACGGCACCGGAGGCCAAAGAGAAAAGUAAUAGUGAGGCUGAUGUUGGUCAGAAUGGAGAUCCUUGGUUGGAAGAUAAAGUGAAGGAUUCUACUGAACAACAGAAUAUUGAUUUGGAGAAGAUUGUGAAGAAAAACGAUAAUUCCACCAGUCCAGUUGGAAAGAGGACCACACGAAGGAGAAGAGUCCGCGUUCGAGUCAGACCAGCGGUCGACGAUUUCGUCACCGCCGAGUCCCAACACUUGAAUUCAGCCCUGAACGGUUUAUUUCGAGGUCAAUAUAAGUACAAUCCCGUUCGCGAGUCGAAACCGUCCGCAGUAGGCUCAACUUCACCUGGGAAAUCAAUUCUGCAAGACUUUCUGUCGGAUAUUCUAAAGAGCGGCGAAUCUACGAAGAUCACGACCACCGAGGUGCCGGAAGUCGCGUGGACAAUGUCACCAGCUGCGACUACUCCUAUGGUGAUUCCCGGGGACAUCGAUGAAACUACAGAGAUACAGAUUACCACGAUUCCAUAUACUUACAGCAUCGAAGAGACAACAAUCACCGUGUCUCCCGAAGAUUUAUUUACCAAAUUAAAGCCACGCGAUGAUACGAGGGCGAACGAGCAGGAGAAAAAAGAGAGGAACGAGAAGAAACCAGCGAGCGUGGAAAAGGAAACUUGGGAGUCAACGAAGAAACGGAGCCAGAAGACAACAAUCAAUUUUGGCUCGAUAACUGAUAAAUAUAAAACAAGCGGCAACGACGCGAGCAAGUCGAACGGAGAAUUAAAUGAUUCAGAAGCACCUAGGGGCAUCGAUCAGAAGGAAUCAGAAGGAAAGAACGAUGUGGCGGAAGAUGGCAGUGAGAUAGAUAAAGAGAGCGCGUCAGAGUUCGAAGAACGUAAUAAAGAAUCGAUGGACGAGAAUUCCAAUCAUCCGAAGAACCACAGAGCCAAAUGGAGCGAGGUGAGAUACCCGUUUGCCUUCGAUCAUUCUAAACCCUCCAGCUGGAAUUACGAUCCGAAAACGAGUGGCAGAUCUGCCACGACAUCAAUUCCAGGGUUCGUAACGAGAAACGAAGGUGACAACAGUGUAAAGACGCUGUCGGACUACGUCCAAGCGAUCUUCGACACGAUGAAGAGCGCCGAAGAGGAAACAACAGUGGCUAACACGGAAAAUCCAGAUGAAAUCGCCACCACUGUGCUUCCUGUGUUCAACACAGAGAUUCCAGAUCGUGUCAACAGGUCAAGAGAAGAAAAAUCAGCGAUCGAUGGAGGAGCGUUUAAAUUAAACGAUGAUGAAGUUGAAACGACUACUUGGGUGAGCUUCGAGGAGUCAGAAACGACUACAAACCUUUAUGAAAAUGGCAAGGAAGCUACGUCGGACACCGAGUCUACGACUGACGUCCCUCUGAAGAACGUAACAACGUUGGAAAGAAUCAAGACAACUCCACACGCAACGACGAAUCCGUCAUCCGAGGAUUAUUCUGCGACCGAUCCUCUUCUGACGACGACUCCGAAACCCAGUAGCACCGCUUUGCUAACCAAUUCGACCGAAUCGAUAUUAGGGAAGGUUCUGCGGACUUCCACGACCACGAAGGUCUCGCAUAUGACGGAGAUUUGCUACAGGGGCCGAUGCGUGAUGACGAGGCCCAGUCGAGACGAUCGGUUGAGAUGAAGAGGAAGAGGGAUUGAUAAUCGAUAAAAAUAUAAGAGAAGAAAUAGCAUUGUUCUCUUCGAGGGAACGGAUCGUUUUUUAUGUGUGUGUAUAUAGAGAGGGCCUCGUUGAUCGCGAUCUUCGUGCCGUUUUAUUUAUUUAAUUGGAACAUUCUGUAAAAGCGGUACUCUCUUAGUAAUUCUUUUCUUCGUGGAACGUGAACGUGGAGUUAAGUUCAACUCGUUGAGGAUAAAGUAGGGAAACGAUGAUAGUCUCUUGUGGACGAAAACGUUUCCUUUGUCUACCAAAAAUCAAAUAACGAUGGUAAUUAAAUAUUUUCCACUCAUCGAGAACGAUUGAUGAUACGUAAAAAUCUUGUUGUGAAUAGAAAUACACAAAAUUUCUCCUUUUUAUUUCUAAUUAUAGAAUUACAAUGUUAAUUAUUGAAUAAAUUAUAUCUUCUAUCUUACAAUGAAUUAAGACUAAUCGAACGUAUAAUGUAAAGAAGACGUGUGUAAAUGAAGAUAUAUGAAAAUGGUAGAUUUAAGAGAUUUAAGAGGGACAAAGAACUGCAGAACGUUAGCCUAGUCAGGGCAAACCAGUUCGGUAAGAAAAAUCAAGACGACGACGAAUCGAUCGCGUGUCGUGAUACUUAUUUACGAAAAGGAUGCCAGAGGAAUCUCUGAUGUUCUUAGUCUCGGUUCAAAGCCGGAAACGAAGGCCCUGCUAGCGUUUGAUCAACGCCCGUCAUCUAAAGAAACGGAAAGGGAAAAAGACGUAAAAGAACUAGGUCUAUUUAUCUUAAAUCUGCCUAUCGCCUGCUGUUGGUAUACGUGUAAGUUAAGCGUUUACGUAUUUUAAUAAAAACGUACGAGAAAGUAAA